This is a messenger RNA of Leptopilina boulardi, 1837 nucleotides long. RefSeq names its product ubiquitin-conjugating enzyme E2Q-like protein 1. Lineage: Eukaryota; Metazoa; Arthropoda; Insecta; Hymenoptera; Figitidae. The transcript is spliced from 4 exons. Bases 366 to 1172 code for a protein of 268 amino acids. The record is from RefSeq and is a predicted model, not a curated record.
UUUUUUUGUGAAUUGGCUUAUAAGGGAUGUAAGCAUCAUUUGAUAUCAACAAUACACAGGUGAAUCGAUCGAAGAGUCUGGUUGCCAGCCACCCUUCGCCCUACCAUUUAACUCUCGCGCUAUCUCCGCACGUUAUCCCUCUUGGUUGUUAUUUCUCACACACAGUCAGUUUGUCCACUCAGUUCAAGACGGAGACUGCGCUGUAUCCUUCCAUUUUUACUUAAAAAAAAAAAAGCAAAAGAAAAACUUGUAUAUUCUAAUAACGUGUGCCAUUCGGGAUUUUUAUUAACAAAAUUAAUUAUUCACGACAUUGUACAAAAGCUGAAGUGAAUCAUUAUUUUUACAAUAAUGGAUUAAAAAAUCGAAUGGAUAAUAAAGUAGCCAUGUCCAGGAGAUCGAAGGAAAAAGUUGUUGCAGCUUUUAGAAAAUUAUUUCGUACAACAGAGAAAAUAAAUGAACAAGAAGGAGCUGGUGGAAGUUCAACAAAUUCACCAUCACGACGAUUAUUGAGUCGUCAUCAUCGGGCAGAUGUUGUUACACCUGCAGAAGGUACAUUAUCUGAAAAUCCCGGUGCUAGUCACACAAGUCAUGCAAAUUGUUUCUUUAAAUCAAAAAAAUCCACCGCACAUUGUUCACAGGCCAUUGCAGUACCUGAGAGAGGAGUUCGAAUGCGACGUUUAAUGAAGGAAUUAAGUGAAAUUCAACGUACUCAACAACGUAAGGAUUCAACUUUUACAGCUGAACUUGUGAAUGAUAAUUUAUAUGAAUGGCAUAUCAGAUUACAUAAAAUUGAUCCUGAGAGUAAAUUAGCGGCCGAUAUGAAGGAAUUAAAUAUUCAUCAUAUUCUUCUUCACGUUGUCUUCCCAGAAAAUUUUCCUUUUGCACCUCCAUUUAUGAGAGUGAUUUCACCACGAAUUGAAAAAGGUUUUGUAAUGGAGGGAGGUGCAAUUUGUAUGGAAUUGCUCACGCCCAGAGGAUGGGCCAGUGCUUACACCGUUGAAGCUGUGAUAAUGCAAUUUGCAGCAAGUAUUGUUAAGGGCCAGGGUCGAAUUGCAAGAAAACCAAAGACAAAUAAAGAAUUUAAUCGACGUUCAGCUGAGGAGUCAUUCAGAAGUCUAGUCAAAACCCAUGAGAAAUAUGGUUGGGUUACACCACCUUUAGCCGAAGGUUAAAAAAGCUCAUUGCCACCCUUUUUUUUUUAAAGAACAAAAAAAAGUGCCACAAGAAAGGAUUACAUUUUUCUUGGAAAUGUCAGUCAAAAUUCUCAACGAUUGUAAUUUGUUCUUCGAAUCUCGUGCCACUAUACAUAAUAAUAAUAAUUAAUAAGAAAAAGCUAUAAGCCAAAAGUUUUAAUUAGUAUGGUUUAUCGCAAAACAGUAGGAAACAUGAUCUCUUGUUAUAAAAAAUAUACAUAAAUAUUAUGUCUUGAGGAGUUAUUUGUUACACUAAAUAUUUGUAACCAAAAAAAAAGAAAAAAAACAGAUCUAUUAGCGUGUCGUUAUUUUUUUAUAACGAAUUUAAUUUUCAUGUUAAGACGUGUGCCAUCCGUCGAUAAUUAUUUAGAGUAAUUUAGUAAGAAAUCGUAACAAACAAAAAAUAAUAAUAAAUCAAAUUUACGUGUAAUUCGUGAAAUUUGAUUUUUCCUGUUAUUUAAAUAAUUUUUUUUUUACUAAAUAAAUUUUUCUUUUUGGAAAAAAAAUAAUUUUAAUGUUAAUUUUCAAUUUUUUUUUUUUUAUUAAAACAAUAAUUUUCAACAAUAAAUUAAAUUUUUAAUAACAAUUUACCAAAAUGUAAAACAAUUUCUACAUAUAUUAAAUAAAAAAGUUGUUUUGAAAUA